GUUCUUGAUUCAGCAGGAAGUCAAGAUGACUUCUCCUAUUCAUCGCAAUCACAGACGCUAGUUGAGGUCCAUACAAGCAGUGGAGGAAGGUCAUCAAAUGAAUCAAUAUGCCUGGAGAUACUCAGUAUGUUAAGACGUAGUUUUACUCAUCAAGAACCUGUCAGACUGACUUUAUAUGAGUCAUUGUCAAGCACAUUCAGUUCUAAUGCAAAGCUCUCAGGACACAUACUGGACCUCCUCCUGGAUCACUUCGCUAAGCAUUAUUAUGAAGAUGAUGAAGAUCUACUGCCGCCACUCAAACUCUCCUCCUGUAUAGCAAGGAAUGAGAGCAGUGACUCUUAUAUUAAAAGGGAGCCAUUGUCGGACUUAUUGAACUGCUUGCAGCUCUGUACUAAACAGUCCAUUGAAUGGGAGGAGAAGGGGGUGGAGCAAGUCAGUCAUCUCAAGAGAUUAAAGAAAAUCUUGCGGUCAAUCUCAAGACGUCUCUCCACGUGUGAUCUUGAUGAUUUUGAACUAGAUAAAUCAGGAGAUUACCUAAUGACAACAAGUGUUGGCUCCAAGAAUCAUUUAACAGCUGCUCUGCUACUGGAGAUAUAUGAGGUAGCACUGGAUUAUACUUUUAGUAUUGAAGGAGUCAGUGAUGCUUCCUGUAACCUGUUGCUCGAUUUAUUUGUCAAGUAUCAGUCAGUCCUUGAUGUACUGACAGAGAAAGGUGGUUCUGCUGGUAAGAAGAACCUCAUGAGAAGGAGACUGCUAUCAUCAUCAACCACCUUACUGUUCUUAAAAUCACUCUUCAG
Molecule: messenger RNA, 797 nt
Organism: Amphimedon queenslandica
Lineage: Eukaryota; Metazoa; Porifera; Demospongiae; Haplosclerida; Niphatidae
Product: Fanconi anemia group I protein-like
Exons: 8
Biological process (GO): DNA repair
Molecular function (GO): DNA polymerase binding
Source: RefSeq, a predicted model, not a curated record